Molecule: messenger RNA, 1619 nt
Organism: Solenopsis invicta (red fire ant)
Lineage: Eukaryota; Metazoa; Arthropoda; Insecta; Hymenoptera; Formicidae
Product: odorant receptor 63a-like
Exons: 9
Coding region: 157-1353 (398 amino acids)
Biological process (GO): detection of chemical stimulus involved in sensory perception of smell; sensory perception of smell
Cellular component (GO): plasma membrane
Molecular function (GO): olfactory receptor activity; odorant binding
Source: RefSeq, a predicted model, not a curated record
UGUCAGCCACAUGCAUUUCUGAUUUUACGACAAUCGACAUUAAACAGAAUUCUCAAUAGGAGAUUGAUGUGAGCUAUACCUCACAGUGAAUUUGAAAUUCUACAUAGAUACUGAAUUUCGCUUUUGUAACAAUAGCAGUAAGAGAUAAGAAAUAGAAUGGAUGAUAUUGAUCAGUUCUUUCAAAAUUCGCACUAUAAUAUCAUUCGAGUGCUGUUAGGUAUCACUGGCCUGUGGCCUUUCUAUUCGCGAAAAAGACGUUACGCAAUGUAUCUUUUAUUAAUAUUGUUGCUUGGAUCUGGAUUUAUAUUCCAGAUAUUGGGUAUAAUUGAAGUUUGGGACGAUUCCUAUGAACUAAUCAAUGCGAUACCGAUGUUAUUUUACACUUUGGUAGCUCUAAGUAAAAUAAUCAGUACGAUGUAUACAUUGCCACAGAUAAAAAUACUUCUAAUAAAAAUGCAAGAAUACUGUCUUUCCCCAAAGUCGGACGAGGAAACUAAGAUAUACAAUUCACACGCGGAAUAUGGGCGAAAGUUCGGCUGCGCUUAUACGGGUUUCUUAUUAGGCCAUAGCGUCCUUUAUGUUCUUACAUCAUUAUCGGCAAAAAUUUUCUACACGGAAUUCAACAAGACUGAUGAAUUAUCAGAUAAAGUGCCGAAUUCCCAGAUAGGACUACCACAUCGCGCUAAUUACAUAGUUGAUAUAAACACGUAUUACGUUCCAAUUUUUAUACAUGCCGGAAUGUGUGAUUUUAUAAGCACGUUUAUAAUAACUGUAUUCGAUGUUCUGUAUCUAACAGUGAUCGAAUACUGUUGUGGUUUGUUCGCAGCUCUGAGAUACCGAUUGGAAAUCGCGUUAGAAUUCAAUAACAACAAAUUAACAAUGUCAAAAGACAAAUCUUACUCGAAUGUCGUGUACAGUAUUCGCAGACAUACGGAAUCGAUCCAAUUUGUUGCUAUCGUGGAGUCAAUAUAUAGUUUAUCUCUCUCUAUUCAGAUGGGAUUAGUUAUACUUAUUCUAAGUUUGCUAUUAUAUCAGGUGUUAAACGACAUAGGAAACAUUGAUCGCAUUUUAAAACCUAUAGCUUAUUUAAACGGAGCUUUAUUUAACGUAUUCUUUGAAAAUUGGCAGGGUCAAAAAGUCAUAGAUUCCAGCGAAAAAGUGUUUGAUUCCGCAUAUAAUACCGAGUGGUAUAACAUGCCAAUAGCAGCAAGAAAGCUUCUCAUAAUGCUGAUGAUGAAAAGUAAAACACCAUUGAUGUUAAGACUGAGCAAAAUGGUUGUAUUAUCAUAUAUAACUUUCAAUACGGUCUUGCGUACAUCAUCGUCGUACUUUAUGCUGUUGCGAUCUCUGUAACAAAAAUUUGUAACGCAACUAAUAGCAUUUUUUACAUUAACGUAUUAUCGUUCAUCGUGUCCUAGUAGUAGAUAAAAACCUAGUAGUAGAGAUCAUGUAAUAUUGCACAUUCAUACAAUUUUUUUCUUUAAUAUUUCUUUUUUGUACAAAUAUUUCAAUAAAAUGAUAAAAAUCCCAUUAUUAAUUUCUAAAGUAAAUUUUUUAAAACUAGAAUCUAUAGUCUGUUACAAAUCAUCAUAUAAAAUAUUUAUCAACAUAAAAAAAAA